Messenger RNA from Schistosoma rodhaini, 564 nucleotides. Lineage: Eukaryota; Metazoa; Platyhelminthes; Trematoda; Strigeidida; Schistosomatidae. The record is from the annotation of a GenBank genome assembly.
CUAGACCAUGUAAAGUGUACAAAUUUCGAUUGCUGUAAAAAACGAAAAUUCAGUGAGAUGAUUCGUCAGGACAUCAGGAAUUCCACUACGUUACUACGUCGUCGCAGUCCAAUGCGUAAUCAAGGUUAUUCAGAUAACAAUUCAUUGGGGAGUUGUGAAACAGUUCACGAAGAUGAGCGCAAGUUCGGUAAAUGCUUGUUCUGUGGAAAAUUUCACCCAUGAUGUUAGUGUAUCAGAUGUUGGAUAUUCUCACGAAGAAUGCAUGUUGAGUAGAAUCUCUGGUUCGUGGUAUGAUAGAUCAGAGAGAACAGCAAGUUUUCCAGAAGCAAUCAGAGAACCAUUUUAUUCAGAUAUUAAGUUUACACAGACAAGAAAUUCUAAUCGAAUGGAAGAUUGUCUUAAUGAGUAUGAGACAGAAGCAUACCUUCCAUUUGAUUGUUUUGCAGGUGAAUCGAGCCCAGAUGAAUCACAUGUGUUAAUUACACGUAUCAAUGCAUAAUUACCUAUGUAUUCUAAUGUGAAUAACAAAGGUAUUUAUAGAAGGGGUUUUGUGGAAAUUUAGUA